AUGGAACUUGUCUCCCAAUUCACAGAAGACACUGUUGCCCAAGAAGACCGUAACUGCGAUAGACCGGCUUGCCGUAAAUGCAUACUCAAGAAUGACUCAUGCCAUUACGUUGCUAACAUGAUUCCUGGCCAGCCGGGUCGGUUCGUGUGUGAAGCAUGUUUCGUGGGAUACCAGUGGAAGAUUUCAUCGUCUGUCCGACCUUCAGCUCGAUGUGCACCACUCAUUCUGAGUCAGUCCCACAGUAGUACAAGUCGUUUGCUUCCCGAUCCUCAGAUCAUACAGCAAAGUGUGAAUGCUACCCAGAGGAAGUCUACAAUUAACCCACCCCCUGUGGUUCCCUUCUCUCAACCCUCAGGCAGCGGCAUGAGUUGCACACCAGGACCAGAUAUUCUGGUGCCAUCAUCCUGGCAACAAUCACAGAACUUAGGCCAGCACAAGGUCACCAAUGCUGCAGGAUAUUCUGUCUACCAUGUACAAUAUAAUUUGGAGCGUGAGCGGUACUUAAAACUUUCGUAUGCUCCAGCGGAAACUAUCACUUUGGAGAUUUCGGCUGUUUAUGAGGGCAACUCACGGAAGAAAUAUGGGCGUGGCAUAAACAUUGGAACCAUUUGUGAAGGCAAGAAGGACAUCGACGUGCGGAUUGAUGCACCCGGGCUCAUCAAUCUUGCAUUCGACACUGUCAUUCCCAAACUCCUCGUUUUUGGAAAUGGAUUUCCGUGGCGCAUCAAUGAGUUCACCGUCCGGGAUGCUGGUUGGGUCAAUCUCUCUACACACCCGUCUCAUGUCCCUUAUUUUUUUCUCCCAAUGCUUAGUGCCCUCUCGGCGUGGGCAAAAGUGACUGUACCAGCAGCGCAGUGGGUUGAGUAUGAGGAGUGGCUAGACAAAAUUGAAGAGCAACGUCAUCAUCAGCCCAUUGCUCAAGACUCGCCUACUGCUACUUCCACAGCUUUGGAGUUCGGGAGGGACACUGACAAUGCGGGCAAUGGUGAUGAAUUUUGGGGUGCGGAUGACUGGAACAGCGUCAAGGACUCUGAUAUGGAAGGUACCAGUGAUGUGGAGCUUGAAGGUUCCAACAACUUGGACUCAGCACAGGAUCACCACACACCCUCUCUCUCGGCAAACGACUCAGACUCAGAACAGGAUCGCCGCACACCCUCUCUCCCAGAAAACGACUCAGACUCAGUACAGGAUCGCUGCGCACCCUCUCUCUCAGCAAAACGGACACAUGUUCGAGCAGAGAGUGAUUCUCGCUCGAGCACUGUGUCACCUCCUCACAAGAAGGUCACAUUGUCAAUGGGCAAAGGCGCAGAUGUACUUCGCCUGCCUAACUGUGACUAUCUAAGAGAGGCUUUGAAGUGUGGAGGCAGCACAAAUCCAGGUGUAUCUAGUAAAGUCUUUGACAGGCACCAUGAAGAUGUUCAAUAUUAUCCGAUUCCCACUCGCUCACUUCCUGAGAUCCUGAAGACACUGCAAUACUGUUCCUUUGAACUCGACAUUUCAGACUCAUCUAUUGGCCAACUCACAAUUGAUGUUCCCCUUCACAGUAUGAUAGGGAUUGGCGCCUUCAAAACAGCUCAUCCUGGGUGGCUCACUCUCUCACCUGUUGUUUCUAGUGGCCUUGGAUCACGCACUCAGCAUCCUGUGGUUGUUAAGCGGCCAUUUUUCAGGGUUCCGAUUCAGGCUGUCGCCACCACUGCCACUGCAUCAAUCAAGAUCACGCGUUACUCAUCAGCGGACGAGCUAAAAAAUGUCCUGAAAGAAAGUAAUGUAAUGUACUGGGCAAAAUCACUCCUCGACUAUACUUACGAUUAUAUCGACCACCAUAUUAGCACCUCAUCGACACCUCCACCCUUUGAAAUACCUCGUGUGCGUUUCAUUGAUGCUGGUGUGGCUUUAGGGUAUGGCCAGCGCACAGCAACCGCUAGUGCUGGCUCCAGACCAGGAGCAAAGCAGGCAGACACAACGGGAGGAACAGUUUCGGCCAUUUACCUUCUCGAAGAGCGCAUUAGUUUGGUGAUAACGAGGAGUUUACCAAACGAAUAUGGUUAUGAUCUUGCCGUUUUCCUCGCGUUCAUGCAGCAUAUUCAGUACGUCCAGACUGAAGGCUUAGCGUUUAUUUCUGAUUAUCAAGGAAGUUUGACAUUGCUAACAGACCCUCAAAUUUUGACUCACCCGUGCGUUGUCCUGCAUGAUUUGGGAAUCAUGCAUGGACAUGACUACUAGGUAUCCCCCUAAAAGACAAAGUCUGUUAGCUUAGUCCUCAGACUAGUCAACCCAUACCUUGGUAUCAAACCUUGGUCCAAUAGUUUCAGUUUUCCCUCAGUGAUUCAUGAAUCCACCAUGUUUUGAAGAAAAGUCAUAUGUGAGAUGGGAAUCACAUAAUGACCUAGUUGAUAUGAGAAGCAAAAUGAAGGUUAAGGUAUUGCCUUUCCUUUGGCUUAUUCACUUUGGC
Molecule: messenger RNA, 2452 nt
Organism: Suillus subalutaceus
Lineage: Eukaryota; Fungi; Basidiomycota; Agaricomycetes; Boletales; Suillaceae
Exons: 9
Coding region: 1-2223 (740 amino acids)
Source: RefSeq, a predicted model, not a curated record